Penicillium malachiteum is the source of this 1689-nucleotide messenger RNA. RefSeq names its product DEAD-box ATP-dependent RNA helicase DBP2. The transcript has 6 exons. The record is from RefSeq and is a predicted model, not a curated record. Gene Ontology annotation, molecular function: RNA helicase activity; RNA binding; ATP binding. Lineage: Eukaryota; Fungi; Ascomycota; Eurotiomycetes; Eurotiales; Aspergillaceae. Gene Ontology annotation, cellular component: ribonucleoprotein complex; cytoplasm; nucleus. Bases 1 to 1689 code for a protein of 562 amino acids. Gene Ontology annotation, biological process: rRNA processing.
AUGUCCUACGGCGGUGGUGGUGGCGGCGGCUACUCUCGCGGCGGUGGUGGUGGUGAUUCCUACCGCUCCCGCGGCGGUGGUGGUGGCUACGAAAACGGCGGCGGCUACGGCGGCGGUGGUGGUGGUGGUGGUUACGGCGGCGGUGGUGGUGGCUACGGCGGUGGCCGCGGUGGUGGUGGUCGAGGAGGAUUUGACGGCGGUGCCGGUGGUGACCGCAUGUCCAACCUCGGUGCCGGUCUGAAGAAGCAGGACUGGGACCUGAACUCCAUGCCCAAGUUUGAGAAGUCUUUCUACAAGGAGGACCCUAACGUUACUGCCCGCUCUGAUGCCGAAGUUACUGAGUACCGCAAGAAGCACGACAUGGCCGUCCAGGGCCGCAAUGUCCCUCGCCCCGUCGAGACCUUCGACGAGGCUGGUUUCCCCCAGUAUGUUCUCUCUGAGGUCAAGGCUCAGGGUUUCGAGCGUCCCACUGCCAUUCAGUCUCAGGGUUGGCCCAUGGCUCUCUCUGGUCGCGAUGCCGUCGGUAUUGCUGAGACUGGUUCCGGAAAGACUCUUACCUACUGUCUCCCUGCCAUUGUUCAUAUCAACGCCCAGCCUCUUCUGGCCCCUGGUGAUGGUCCUAUUGUUCUGGUUCUGGCUCCCACUCGUGAGUUGGCUGUUCAGAUUCAGGCCGAGAUCACCAAGUUCGGAAAGUCUUCCCGCAUUCGCAACACCUGUGUCUACGGUGGUGUCCCCAAGGGUCCUCAGAUCCGUGAUCUGUCUCGCGGUGUUGAGGUCUGCAUUGCUACUCCCGGUCGUCUGAUUGAUAUGCUCGAGGCUGGCCGCACUAACCUGCGCCGUAUCACCUACCUCGUUCUCGACGAGGCUGAUCGCAUGCUGGACAUGGGUUUCGAGCCUCAAAUUCGCAAGAUCAUUGGCCAGAUUCGCCCUGAUCGUCAGACUUGCAUGUGGUCCGCUACUUGGCCCAAGGAGGUCCGCCAGCUGGCUUCCGACUUCCUCAACGAUUACAUUCAGGUCAACAUCGGUUCUACCGACCUGUCUGCUAACCACCGUAUUACCCAAAUUGUUGAGGUCAUGUCCGACUUUGAGAAGCGUGACCGUAUGAUCAAGCACAUGGAGAAGAUCAUGGAGGACCGCUCCAACAAGAUUAUUAUUUUUACUGGUACCAAGCGUGUCGCUGACGAGAUCACUCGAUUCCUUCGCCAGGACGGCUGGCCCGCGCUUUCCAUUCACGGUGACAAGGCCCAGAACGAGCGUGACUGGGUUCUCAACGAGUUCAAGCAGGGCAAGAGCCCCAUCAUGGUGGCCACUGAUGUGGCUUCCCGUGGUAUCGAUGUCCGCGACAUUACCCACGUGCUGAACUACGAUUACCCCAACAACUCGGAGGACUAUGUUCACCGUAUUGGUCGUACUGCUCGUGCCGGUGCCAAGGGUACCGCCAUUACCUUCUUUACCACUGACAACUCUAAGCAGGCUCGGGACUUGGUCACUAUCCUCACUGAGGCUAAGCAGCAGAUCGAUCCCCGUCUCGCCGAGAUGGUUCGCUACAGCGGUGGCGGCGGUGGUGGCCGCUGGGGUGGCGGCCGCGGUCGUGGCGGCUGGGGUGGCCGUGGCCGUGGUGGUGGUGGUGGCGGCGGUGGCUUCACUGCUUCCAACGCUGCUCCUCUUGGCGGCAGCCGUCGCUGGUAA